UGAGCACGCAAGUGAUAGGAGAAACGAUGUAAAAAAAGAAAAAAAAAAAAAAAGAAAGAAAGACAGAAAAAAAAUAGAAAAGACAAAAAUAGAGAAGAAAAAAAAGAAAACGUCGAGGGGAAUGAAAAAUUAAUUAGGGGAGAGAAGAUUGGUGAAGAUGAGAGAAGGGCAUAUUCGGGGGCUUCUUUCGAAUGCCUAAAAAUCGCACGAACCUUGCUCGGCAGAUAAUAACGGGGGGGGGGGGAAAUUCUUAAUAAAAAGGGGUGGUAAAGAGAGCUUCGUACAUCAACAGAGAGGGGAAUAGUAAAAGAUUACCUUGUAAUAGUGUGAGUGAAUCGCUGGAACUAGAAUGGAGAAAUUGAUCGUUUCAAUAUAUUAUUAACGUAACUUUCGAAGAGGAAAACAAGUAACGCCGAAUGGAUCGAUGAUGAUGAUGAUGAUGAUGAUGAUGAUGAUGAUAAUGAUGAUGAUAAUAUUAUAUAUUGUUGUUAGAUUAUGUAUAAUAUAUAUAUACACAUAAACACUGAUAUAAAAAUAAAGUAACCUAGAUAAUAAGCGACCACUUAUUCACACCACCUACACGGAUACACAUACAUGCGCGUGAAAAAGUUAACCCUUUAUUUAGCGAGUCGAAAGAAAGUAAAGAAAUUUAUUUUUUCGAAUAACUUUUUCUUUUUUUUCUUUAUCAACAUAUUUCGAGCAAAAAGUAAUCAAUAUCUCGUCUUAAUUUGAUUUAAUCGAGAUUUUUUUCGAUUUUCGAUCGAUAUGUAUAUAGAAAAAAAAUUCGAAAGAUAUUGAAACGGCCAAAUUAAAAUAGUCGUGCCAAAUAAAAGGUUAAUGGAGGAGCGAAUAUACACCGACAUCACGAAACCACCAUUCUCACACGAAACACAAAACAAGAGACAGAUAAGAUUUCGUAGUUGUACCCGUGAACAUCCCCCGUCAAACCCAUCCCCCUGAGCACGAUCUCGGCUCUUGGUUACGCGUAAAAAAUGCAUAGAGUCCUACUUUCUCUACUUCGACUCUCCUCUUGACCCUUGAAACGAUGGGAAAAAAAAAAGAAAAAAAAUAAAUAGAGAGAGCCAGGGAAGGAAACAGGAAACGCGUUUUCGGAGUUUCUUCCUCCACAGAUCGCGUUUCCUGCCCAUCUUUCCUUCAUAACUGAAUAAAAAGAAAAUAAAAACGGAACAGGGAAAAAAUUUCAAGUAUCAAGGAGGAGGCGACAGAGUCACCGAAAUCAGAGUCUCCGAAAGAAGAACGAAAACGAUAACGAAGCGGGGAAUAAAAUCAAAAAAAGGGAGAAAGAAAAAGAAAAGGAAAAGAAAAGAGAAGGAUAAUCGAGCUUUCCUCUUCCUACGUUGUACGAGAAAUUCACGGCGUUUCUUUUAGCUUUCACGGCGGGAGGGAUGAAGGACACACAAAACGCGAGAGAGAGAAAAAUAAAAAGUGAGGUUUAACAAAAAAAAAAAAAGAGAGAAAUAAAAAAAUGAAAAAAAAAGUAUAUAAAAAGAAAAAAAAAAUGAUAAAGCAUGAAAAUGAUUUUUAGGGGCGCGCCUCAUCGUUAUAGCUCUUAAUACAAUAGUAAUAUUACGAGUAAUAAACAAAAGUGAAUUAACCAGAAAUAUGCGUUUAUGUUAUUUAGUUCUAAAAAAAAAUGAAAAAAAAAAAAAAUGUAAUAAAAGUCAAUCGUGUUACCAACCCGUUCGUCUCUAUUUAUUUAUCAAUCAACCUCUCUCGAUCGAGCUCAUCCACCAUUUUCGUCGCACGCCAUUUUUCAACAUCCUAAUUUUAUAUUUAAUCGGACAAAAAACACGAUAUCGAAUUUUCUUUCGUAUCGAAGUUUCGACAACCGAUUCGAAACGGAUUCCGCUGCGCGUGCAAUUCGCGCUACUCCCAAUUCUCUUCUUUUUUUUCCUUUUUUUUCUUUUUUCUUUUUUUUACGCAAUUCUCGCAAGCGAUUUCAAAAUUGCUUGUGAACGCGCUCUACCUCCACUCCUCGUGCCACUUCUGUCGAUUGACGACUCCGCUUAUUAUUUUUUCCAACCAUCGUGUCGCUCAGUGCGAAUAAAAACGUUGCCGCGACACAAACGUGCGUCCCGCGUGCGCCAACACAUUUUCGACACUUUUUGGAAAUGGAAAGUUAAUACCCGAUAUCGAUAUCGAUCGCGACGAAAUGAAGCAAACUUUUCUCUUCUCGCUCCUUCUCCUCGUAAUUCGCAAUUACUCCUCGGCCGAGAAAAUAACGUUGGGGAUCGAUCUGAACGAGCCCGUUGCCGUCACCGAUCCCAAGUUUCUCAGUUUUACCAUCGACCCGGUAACCCUGUUGGCCGGAAAUGCGGUCAGCACUCAUUUCGAGAGAAGCGUAAACCUGAUGAGAGCCUUGAGUCCAGCGUAUUUGCGACUCGGAGGGCCGCGCAGUACCCUUUUCCACUUUGCCGAUCAAAAUUCCGAGGAAAAUGGAAAGAAGAGAAAAAUCGUGCUAUCCGAGUCCGAUUGGGUAUUGGCCCAUCAGUGGGCUGAAAAGGCAGGGUUGGACGUGAUCGCCUGCGUUUCGCCGGACGAUCGACGAAGGAGGACGAUCGAAGGGGGCGAAGAUGCGUUGGAGAUAAUCCCUUUCAGCGAUCACAUGGGUUUUAACGCCAACUGGCAGCUGGGUUACGAACCCCAAAUUAGAUGCAAUCUGACGGGCAACGAUCUAGGGAGGCAAACGUUGGAUCUACGAAAAUCGUUGAACCAAUUUCCCAGAUAUUCCAACAGCGUGAUCACAGGGCCGGACGUUGUGAUCUACGAUAACGAGAAGCAUCUAAAUUAUCUUCGAGAUUACUUCAGUGUAGCGAUUCCCGCGCUCUCAGCGAUCACCUGGCAUCCCGACCUGGCGAGCAUUACUUUGGAUAAUGGAGGAGCGUUCAUACACCAGGAUAACUUGGAAGAGGAUAAGGAAGAGUUGUUGAAAGCUAUAGGUCGAUUCGUUGACGAUCGACCCUUGUGGAUCGCCGAAUCGAGGCCGGAAGAAUGCAAGAAUCUGUACAUAGGGGCUCUCAUCUUGGCGAGAAGACUAGGAAAUUCGGCAAGAGCAAACGUGAACGUGAUCAUGAGGCAACCGGCAGACCUGACUUAUCCGACUCCAGAUUACUGGGUGUCUUUGCUCCACAAGACUCUCGUCGGACGGCAAGUGUUCGACGCGAAGAUUCGAAGCGUUGGCAACGAGGAUCACACCUACCUCUAUUGCCAGUGCGCUUCCAACAGACACGAGGAUGGAUCGAUCGUGAUUUUCGGGGUGAAUCUGAAUCCUAGCGAAGUCGCGUUCCAUUUGGAAGGGAUUAACGCGACCGAACGCGUUCACGAGUACGUUCUUACGCCCGGUUUCGACGCGCCCAAUCGAAUGUUUGCGGAGACCAUCUUCUUGAACGAUAAACUGUUGACUCUGAUCAACGAUACGGUCCCCGAGAUGCGACCAAAGAUUCUCAACGACACGAAAACACAUGGUGUUGAUCUCCGUUUGCAGUCGGGCAGUAUCGGUUUCUGGAUCAUUCCCAAUUUAAAGAUAAAAUCUUGCAUGGGAAACGAGGCACCGAGAACGGAAGAGAGAACUGCGCGAGAAGACAAGAUCGACGACAAGAAUACGAAAGAAACAAGCUCUCCUCAAGGAAGAGGAGCUAGCUCGAGUGAUAUCGAUAAGAGGAAACGGAGGGGUGACGCGUCGAUCUACAGGAACAGCAUAAAGAGAGAACUGAAGAGGUUGAAAAGAUUCGUGAAGAAGAAGCUGGACGAUUACGAUUACGCGAAAUCGUUGCCCAAGCUGUUCAACUCUAAGGAGCAAGGUGGAAAGGGGUCCACGCUGUCCCAAGAGGACGUGCAAAGCAAGUUGAAGGAGUACAAAGAUCGGGUGACGCGGUUGAGGAAUCUGAUGGGAUCGAGCGACGCGAAGAUGGAGUUGAGGAAAUCGAUCGGCGACCUGGUCGGGGACGUGAUAUCCUUAAUGUUGAAGAUACAGAACGCUCUGGAAACGAUGAGGAAGGAGAUCGAUCGCGAGAACAAGACCGAGUCGUUCACCAACGUGAAAGAGACGUUGAAGUCUCUUUACGAUCUCUUGAUGAAUGCAAACUUGUCCAACGAGUCGAUCGAUUCGAGAGAGAUGGAACGAGGAUUGGACAGGGCCAAGAGAGAAUUGCUCCCUUUCGACUCGAAAAGAAGGAGUGAUAACUUAUCGAGGAAACGGGGAGCGAGGGACGAGGAUGUUGAGGAAGGAUCUACUAGAGGGAUCGAAAGAUGGUGGAGUAAGAAGAAGCAACCGAGUUUUCUGGAAUUGGACAGCGAAGAAGAUGCCGAUUUCUACCGAUUCGAUAACUCCUUCGUUAACGAGGAUUCGUUCUUAAACACCUACGACUACGAUUACGAAUUCGAGGAUUCGGAGGAGCAAGUUUCAACGAUGGAGUACAUCGACGACGUUCGUACGUGGAACGAGGAUGAUGGUUCCUUCUACCACGAGCCCGUCCAACUUUUCAAGAAUUCGAGGAACAAUCGGAUGAAAACGAGCACAGGAGCACCUGAACUGUGGGAAGUGGAAGCGUACGAGGUUGGAAGGAAGGAUAGAAGGAAGGGGAUGGUGAGGAUCGAGUCGGAUGGCACGAUUCGAGAUAGCAAGUUCUUGGAGAAAUUCGAGGGCGUCUCCUUUCCGAAAAAUCAUCGACCCACGUAUACCAACGUCCAACCUGACGAGUCUGCCAUCCGAUCCUUCUUCUCUGGGCGAGCGCAACCGAUAGGGAGCACGAUGUACAAGAGAAUUCCCGAUUUCUCUGCUCUCAAAGGAUCGAAUCCUUGGACCGAUUACCUCGGGAACAAGAGAUCGAAAAGGGGGGAAACGGAUUUGCGCGCAAUACUGGAUCAGGAGAUGAUCAAGGAGGACGAUGCCAACUCCAAGGAUUGCAACUGCAGGGUUAUCCGUCGCUCGGAAACUUGCGAUUGCCGAUCGAGAAGGGGCGCCAUCGAAUCGUUGGAAUCGCUCGAGGUCGACACCGUCGCGCCCCCCAAACAACAACUCGCCGGUUUGGACAAGGAUAUAGUGCGCGCCAAUUUGCGGGAGGACACGGACGUGGAGGUGUUCGCGGAGCUGGAGGAGGGCGGGCCGAAAAUAGAGAAAUCGACUCGGGACGAGGUCGAUUCGUCCGAGAUCGGGGAGGGAUCGAGGAACGCUCGAGAUCCGCGCCACGAUUCGAAUAUCCCUGCUUUGGAGAGCCGAUCGGACCUCCACCCCGAAGUGGCGUCGUCGGCUGAUCAUCCACGAUUCUCCUCUAUUAUUUUAAACGAAGAGAAGGAAGAGGAUCGAUCGAGCGAAAGAUCGGUGAGACGCGAUGCGAGCAAGUUUCUCUCCGAGGAGGAGAGCACCACGGUUAAUAACGAGGAAUAUACUUUUUCCAACCAAGAAAACUCUACGGAUUUCACGGAAGGGGACGAGGAGACUGAAGAUGGGACAAAGGAGGAGAGUUGGAUCGAGACCACCACCGCUUUAUCGGAGGGAAUCGUGAGGAGAGAAGAAGCCGAGAGCAACUACGAUGAUGUAAGUUCGAAACGAGGGGCAAAAUCCGAGCAACCUUUGCUCGGCAGAAAGGCAACGAAAGUAGGAACGACCGAUUUCAAUAAAAGUAAGAAACGCGCGCCGAGAUUAAACGUGGCGAGACAAUCCGAAUUGUCGAAGAAAGUGAGAACGUUGCAGGCUUUGAGGGAUUUGUUCCGCAAGUUGAAGGAGUCGCGCGUGUUGCUCCCGAUUCCGAGAUCGAGAUCGGCGGAAAGGGGGGCUGCGGCCGAAUAUCGGAGGACUCGGGCUCAACAGGUGAAACAAUUGAGGGACAAGUUGCGCGACAAGAGGCAGAUGAUGUUGAGGAAGUACGAGAGGGGCGUUCGCGAGGCGGUCGACAAGGAGGAGAACGUGGAAAAGAGGAAUCUGAGGAGAAGGGAGGCGUGGGAGAGGAUCAAGGGGAGCCAGGAUUUCCGAGACAUGAUCGAUCGCGAGAAAUUAGCCUACAUGCUCAUGUAUCGACCGACCAAGUACGACGAGGAGAGGAGGGAAGUUGGGGAGAGCGAGGAGGAUGACGUACCGGCGACCGAGAUAUCUCUCAGGAAUAGGGAUACUUGGAGGAGGAUCUUUAAAAAUGACGAGAAUUUCCGCGAUCGUUCUUACGAUAAUUUGGAUCGAGAUGUGGUGAGAUCGGAGGAUUUGCCAUCGAGCGGGGAGAAAAGAGGAGAAGGAUCGGAUGAAGGCGAGAGGAGAGACGAUGUCUAUUUCGCUCUGGUGGAAGAUGUGGAGAGGCCACGGAUAUACUAUUACGAAGAGAAUCCAGGGAGCGAAGGGAAGAGAAUUAUGAGGGCAUCGCCUCGACGCUCGCCCAACCACGCGUACAAUCGUCUCCUGCAAAAUAAUCUCGGAAGUAUUAAAGUCGUUCGAUAUUCCGACGACGAGGAAGAAUCGGAUCAACCCCCAGAGGGGAAAGAAAUAUACAUAAUCGACCCAUCCCGGUACAAAGGAGGGGAUCCUAGUUUGCAAUUGUACAAAAGUUCGAGGAUAUCGCCCGAUUCGCAAAAAACACCUUCGAAAAGAUACAAAAUUAUUUGGAAGCCUAUCGUAUUCAAACCUUUCAGGAUUCGUCAAUCGACGCAGCGCAAACGCGAGGAUAAGAGCGGAGAAGAAUCAACGGAAAAUCUUCUCAACGAUUUCAUCGAUUAUCUAGAUCCCAAAACCGUCGACGAGCUUCUCAAAUCGGGGAACGUGAUAGUGGACGAUAAAAUGGAAAAUUUCAUGCACUCGAUCGUCGAGAAACAAGAACCGGUUACGCGGUCGGAAGAUGAUCGAGAAUUCGAGGAAGCGAACGAGGAAAAUUCCGAUUCCAAGGGAGAAUCUUCGAAGAUAGUCGAGCAACAGGGUGAAAGUUAUCGAAAUGUUACGGAAGGGAGAAUCGAAGGUGGAAAUAUAUCCGAGACUUCGAAUAUCACAAGCAGCGAUAACGGAAAGAUGGAUUCGAAAAAGAUGGAAAUAAAACGGAAGCGGAGAAACGCCGUUACCGAAUCGAGACAAGGAGAAUAUUUCGAGUCUCUGCCUCCUCUGUUUUCUCUUCGUAAAACCAACAAUUAUUCGUCGCGUUCGAAGCAAAGUUCGAAGGAAAUUUCUGACGAAAAUCUUCUUCUAAGAAUCGAACAACAUACGAAAAGUGAAUCAAACACGGAGAAAAGUAAGAGAGAGGGGAAAGGGGCAAGCUUGAGUUUAGAAAAAUCGCCCCUCUCCGACGAACACGGAACGGCGUUGGCGUGGAUGGAAAGAUCCGGAAGAAGGGUUCAAAGAGAAGCGGCAGAGAAUCGAGAGAAGAUGGACGAAAAUACCAACGUGGAAAAGAUACAACCGUCCGAAUUGCAACAUCUGGACGAAGCAGCUUCGAGCACAAAGAUCCCGGCAUUCGGCGAAAUCGACGACGUCGAGAAAUCGCUGAUUCAGAAGAUACCGCUUGAAAAAUUCAUGCCGAAAGGGAGCAUCGACAGGAGCAAGAGGAAGAACGUAAGGAGAAACAAGAAAGAGGAUGAUGGAUUGUCGUCCCUUAUAGAGAAGAGUCUACCAAAGAUAGGGAAUGUGGUAAUCGACGGAUUGAACAAAGCGGAAAAUUUCACCGGGUCGGUGGAACAGUUAAUCAAGAAUUUGGACGAGAAUUAUAAUAGGACGAUCGGGAAGGAAGAUCGAGAAAGGGAUUCAACAAGUACCAGAUCGAUAGAUCCCGCUCAAAACGUUUUUCGAAAUGCGAUAACGAAUGUAAAAAAAUUUUUCAUGUUGCUUAACGGAGUCACGAAUAUUCUUCGGAACAACGGAUAACAAUUCUUUUCAAUCUUAUAUAAUAUAUCUUAAUUUUGUAUUAUAUUAUUCUAAUUUUAUAAAAUAUUUUUCGUGUAAUUUUUAUAUUUUUUUGACCUAAAUA
This is a messenger RNA of Apis mellifera (honey bee), 7955 nucleotides long. RefSeq lists its product as uncharacterized. The record is from RefSeq and is a predicted model, not a curated record. The transcript is spliced from 11 exons. Bases 2174 to 7852 code for a protein of 1892 amino acids. Lineage: Eukaryota; Metazoa; Arthropoda; Insecta; Hymenoptera; Apidae. Gene Ontology annotation, cellular component: extracellular matrix.